Molecule: messenger RNA, 1267 nt
Organism: Vicia villosa (hairy vetch)
Lineage: Eukaryota; Viridiplantae; Streptophyta; Magnoliopsida; Fabales; Fabaceae
Exons: 4
Coding region: 1-1116 (371 amino acids)
Source: RefSeq, a predicted model, not a curated record
AUGGCCAAUAAUAGAUCAAACAGGCAGAAAAAUGCUUUGACGUGUAGAACAAACAGGUACUUGGGAAAACUUAAAUCGCAUGUACGUAAUAAGGCGAAACCAGAAGGUUCUAUUGCAGAAGGAUACCGUUUUGAAGAGAUUCUUACAUUUUGUUCAAGAUAUCUAGAAAACAUUGAGACUAGAUGGAAUCAACCUGGACGUGUAGAUGAUGACCCUAUUGGUGAUAUCCAAACAAGUUCACGUGUAGCAGAAUUAUUUCCUAGAGUUGGAAAACCUGUGGGUGGAUCUUCAUAUUACACCCUAACACCAAUUGAAAAGUUGCAGGCUCAUAGACACGUUUUAACGAAUUGUCCAAUAGUUGACGACUAUCUAAAGCAGUUCCGAAGUAUUACUCAAAACCAAAUGAGGCGCAGUCAAAGAAGUGCUGCUGAGAUAGACAAGAAGGUUCAUAAAGAGUUUUCUAAUUGGUUCCACAAUCGUAUUUGCAACAAUCUUGACAACCUUCAUGGACCCUAUAAAGAUGUUCUCAUUAGUCUUGCUCAUGGACCUGUUGAUAUAGUUAAAAGAUUUACUGCGUUCAAUGUCAAUGGAUUCAAAUUUCGAACGUUGGAACGAGAUAAUCUUUUAAAAACUCAAAACAGUGGAGUUUUUGGCAUGUUUGGAACACGAAGUUAUUCAAGAAAUAGUGAUACCCAGAUGAGAUUUGGAGGGGUACCUUACUAUGGAAGAUUAGUAGACAUUAUUGUGCUUUCCUAUGAUGGUUUCACAGUGCCCAUGUUUAAAUGUGAAUGGGCUAAUACCACAAACCCAAGAGGCAUUAAGAUAGAUAAGUUGGGUUUUACCUCUAUAAACUUUGCAAGACUACUACAUACUGGAGAACAUGAAGAUAAUGAGCCAUACAUUCAAGCGUCAGAAGCUCAGAUGGUUUUUUAUGUGGAUGAUGAGAGUGAACAAGGAUGGAGCAUACCUGUUCAUUUGAAGCCAAGAGACUUGUAUGACAUGGGUGGAAAUGAUGAAAUUAUGACACCCAUUGAGCCAUAUCCAUCACAAGAUUUGGAACAAAUUUUUUCGAAUGAUGAUCUUGGAACUUCAGCAGCAAAUGCUGACAAUAAUUAACAUAUAGUUUUUUAUUGAUAAGAAUUCUAAUUUGUUUGUAACUUGUGUGAGACUUAUGUUUUUGUUGCUUAUCCCUAAUUCAUGUAUGAGAUGACAUUGUUACUCUGUUUUUUUGUUGCUUAUCCCUAAUUAAUAUAUGAGGUGAAAUUGU